Molecule: messenger RNA, 1092 nt
Organism: Strongylocentrotus purpuratus (purple sea urchin)
Lineage: Eukaryota; Metazoa; Echinodermata; Echinoidea; Camarodonta; Strongylocentrotidae
Exons: 4
Coding region: 365-1087 (240 amino acids)
Source: RefSeq, a predicted model, not a curated record
AUGAAUGUACUGAGGUAGACUGUUCCACAACCUAGCGGCUCUGAAGCAGUGAACAAAGAGAAUGCUAAACCUCUCUUUAUCCAAAACGCGACUUCUUCUUUAACUGCCCUGAAAUGGAAAAAGUGUUUUUCUCCGUACCCAGGCAUGACACGGAUGCAUUUUUAAUGAUGUUUUUCAUAUUUGUCAAACGUCGAAUAAUCACAUGAUCAGUACAUAUUUGACGUUUGAAUUCAGAUGUAUAUCUGACACAUAUCGAGAGUAUCUGAUCAGAUCUUGUAUCAUCUGGGAUCGAAGGCUUUUCGACAAAUUUUGUUCCUCUGAUUAGGGUGUUAUUUUGAUAAGCGUGACGUCGUGUGAUCCAAGAAUGCUGGUCUUUCUAAUUAUUCUGCUUGGUUCUUCAACCAUUCAACGCACAGAUGCAUUAUGUCCCAGUGGAUGGGAGAGCAUUGGUCACGGGUGCUACAAGUACUUGGGGGAUGCAAAGUUCACAUAUUCCGAAGCGGUUUCACGAUGUAGCUCGAUUGGUGGGACACUCUUCGUUCCCAAUAGUAACGAUGAGCUUCAUGCUGUCACCAGGGCUAGGAACCCAUACCCUUACUGGGUUGGAUGUACGUAUGAAGCUAUGGAGGGUACCUUCCCAUGUGAAGACGGCACACAGUUAGAUGUUAAUAGUACUUGGUGGGCAACCUCGUGGGCACCCAUCACCCGUCCCCCCAAUACCACUAAUAGCUGCCUCUUCUAUUCCUACAACUACUCUGGCUUGGUUAAAGUUCAUUGUCAUUUAACUGGGGAAACACUUUGUGAAGCUAAACCGAAGACGACCCCCAACAAGUCUGCCGGCUUCUUCUCCAUUGCUAAGGACAACGACGGACGCCCUCUGAUUGGCCACUGUCUAACUGAUCACGUGAUAAAGACAGUGCCAGCCAAAACCAAGCUGCGUUGCGCCGCAGAAUGCAUCCACGAAGCUGGUUGCAAGUCCAUCAAUUACAAAGACGGAGUAUGCGAGCUGAAUGAAGAAACAAGAGCGAGCGUUCUUUCUAGCUACUUCUCCCAAUAUGAUGGAUGCAGUUACUAUGAGCUUAUCUAAAAAAA